AUGACCGAUUUCAAAACACGCAUCAAUAACAUCAUCCAUGCUCGCAACCUCCCGAACAGCUACUUGAACUUCCCCAACCCAGCCACAAUGCCAACCCACUGCUCUGUCGUGGACCGUACCCCCGUGACCGGGCACCCGGUCAACGAAGUCGUGCCUGCAAUCCAAGAUCUGCCGGCUCCCAACAUCAUGAAUCCGGCCCUCCAAUCCGGUCUUUACAACCCGAAUGCGUACGUUCGCGGGGCUGCAGUGGAGGCGAUGGGGAAAAUGUAUGGGUCCAAGGUGAUGAAGCAGGCGAGGAAGGAGGAGAGCGACGCAAAGGCUCGUGUGAAGCGUCAUGUAUCGGAUAAGGCGGAUGUGCCUUACGAGUCGGUGCCUUACACCCCGGGAAUGUUGACCGAUGAGGAGCUGGCCUCUUUCGAGGAGUUGAUUGAGGAGAAGGUUUUGGAGGAGGAGGAGGAGGAGGACGCCACUACUGCUGAGGAGAAUGAAGGUGAAACGGAGCCUGCUGGGUUGGAGAAGGAGGGGAAGAGGCCCGCUGUUGGUGCUGCUGUGAUGGAGAUUGAGGGGAAGGAGCCCGUUACUGGUGCUGCUAUGGUGGAGAUUGAGGGGGAAAAGCUUGUUGCUGAUGCUGCUGUGAUGGAGAUUGAGGGAAAGGAGCCUAUUUCUGAUGCUGCUGCGGUGGAGACAGAGGGCAAUGAGUCUGUUACUGAUGCUGCGGCAGUGGAGAUGGAUGGCAAUGAGCCUGUUACUGAUGCUGCUGUGAUGGAGAUGGAUGGCAAUGAGCUUGUUGCUGAUGCUGCUGUGAUGGAGAUUGAGGGAAAGGAGCCUAUUUCUGAUGCUGCUGCGGUGGAGACAGAGGGCAAUGAGUCUGUUACUGAUGCUGCGGCAGUGGAGAUGGAUGGCAAUGAGCUUGUUACUGAUGCUGCUGUGAUGGAGAUUGAGGGAAUGGAGCCUGUUUCUAAUGCUGCUGCGGUGGAAAUGGAGGGCAAGAAGCCCGUUACUGGUGCUGCUGCUGGGGAGACAGGGGAAAAGAAGCCUGCUGAACAGCAGAAGAAGAAGGAGCAAGCGAAGCCGGCGCCAUUAGGUACUGCCUGGUUCUUGCAGCGAGGGAAGGCGCUGGAUAGCAAACGUUUCUAUUAG
Letharia columbiana is the source of this 1140-nucleotide messenger RNA. RefSeq lists its product as uncharacterized. The record is from RefSeq and is a predicted model, not a curated record. NCBI's taxonomy places the organism in Eukaryota, Fungi, Ascomycota, Lecanoromycetes, Lecanorales, Parmeliaceae. The coding region runs from base 1 to 1140 and encodes 379 amino acids. The transcript is spliced from 3 exons.